AUGCUCCACCACAACACAAACUCCAUGGUUCAUUUCUUUCUACUAUCAUCAAUGAUAAUAGGAAUUGGAAUGUCAGAUUCAUCGAAAGACAAACAAGAAUGCACACCACAAUUGGCAAGUCUAGCAACAUGUCUACCUUAUGUUGAAGGUGAAGGAAAAACACCAGCAACAGAUUGUUGUGAUGGUCUCAAGACACUUCUUAAAACAAACGAAAAGUGUUUGUGUUUGAUUAUCAAAGAUCGUAAUGAUCCUGAUUUGGGUGGUAUUGUAAUUAAUGUCACUUUGGCUUUGAAUCUUCCUAAAGUUUGUAAUGCCCCUGCCAAUGUCUCUAAAUGUCCUGAGCUGCUGCACAUGAAUCCGAAAUCAACUGAGGCUCAAGUUUUUUAUAAUUUGAAGAAUGGCUCCACAAAUAUUGGCCCUAGUGUUGCACCAAGUUCUUCACAUGGAGCAACCACUCAUGCAAACAGUACUACAGAAAAGAGUGAUGCAUUCAGCAAAGAGAAGUUGUUUGGGUUAGAUGUUUUGGCUGUGGGGAUUUUGGUUUGGUUUUUAAUGAGUUCUAGAGAUGGAAAUAUUUUUAUUUAG
Molecule: messenger RNA, 585 nt
Organism: Lathyrus sativus (Indian pea)
Lineage: Eukaryota; Viridiplantae; Streptophyta; Magnoliopsida; Fabales; Fabaceae
Source: the annotation of a GenBank genome assembly